Messenger RNA from Cimex lectularius (bed bug), 1142 nucleotides. It is a transcript of the gene Surf1, whose product is annotated as surfeit locus protein 1. Gene Ontology annotation, cellular component: mitochondrion; membrane. The transcript is spliced from 7 exons. Gene Ontology annotation, biological process: mitochondrial respiratory chain complex IV assembly. NCBI's taxonomy places the organism in Eukaryota, Metazoa, Arthropoda, Insecta, Hemiptera, Cimicidae. The record is from RefSeq and is a predicted model, not a curated record. Bases 109 to 990 code for a protein of 293 amino acids.
UCGGUUUUACGUUUUCCAAGCCGAGAUAAAAUGUAUUUAUAUUUUAAUUCAGCCUUUUUGAUUAAGGGUUGGUUUAGAAUUGUUUAAAUCACUAUCAAUUGAUUUAAAAUGAAUUGGAUAAAAUGUGCUAUAAGUCCUCUUAGAAGGCAUGCUGUCUGCAGUAGAACCCAACUGGUUAUUUAUUGUCAAAAACAAAGGUUGUUAAACAGCGAGGCAAUGAUGAAGAAAGAAUAUCCCAGGCCAAACUUGAAUCUGUCCAGCAAUAAAGGAAUACCCUUGAUGGGAUGGUUUAUACUCCUUGUGCCUGUAGGGACGUUUGCACUAGGGACUUGGCAAGUGAAGCGAAAAAAGUGGAAAGAAAAUCUUAUCGAAAAGAUAACGACGAAAACCAACCAACCUUCCAUUCCUCUACCAGCGGACGAUAGUGAAUUGGAAGGACUUGAGUAUAGGAAGGUGAUAGUAACUGGUACGUUUGAUCACUCUCAGGAAAUGUACUUAGGGCCAAGAUCUUGUUUGGUGGAGGGUGAGUCUAAAUUCAACAACAAACUGGUAUCGUCACGAUCGAACAAUGCUGCUGGAUACCUGGUGAUAACACCUUUCAUCUUAUCAGACACAAAGGAGAAAAUUUUAGUAAACCGAGGCUGGGUCCCGUAUUCGUUGAAAAAUCCUGAAAAGAGGAAGGCUGGUCAGAUUCAAGAGGAAGUUACACUCGAAGGCGUUUUGCGGGUGAGUGAACCCCCUCCGUCCUACAUGCCAUUAAAUAAGAUGGAUGUUAGAGUAUGGUUUGCAAGGGAUGUUGAAUUAAUGGCAGAAACAGUACAGAGUAGACCUGUUUACAUCGAUGCCACUGCUGAAAGUACAGUUGAUGGAGGUCCCAUUGGUGGACAGACAAGGUCAUCUUUAAGAAAUGAACACUUGUCAUACAUCUUUACUUGGUAUGCUUUAAGCGGAGUGACUGCUUAUAUAUGGUAUAUUAGAUUCUUAAAAUGAUUUUUUAAAUGUUGAGAUGAAAUUAAUGUUGCAUUAUGUAAAUGUAUAUAAUGUUUUAUUACAAUAGAAUAUUGCAUUAUUGAUUUACUCGUUCUCUAUAAAAAAUUUAAUGCAAUUAAAUGAUAUUUGGUUAAUUAAAGAAUUUAUUGUUA